AUGGCCAGAGAGGAGGAGCGGCCGGAGCGUGGGGGCGGCCCGGCCGGGGCCCCGGCGGCGGCGGCAGCAGCGGCGGAGCCUCCUCAGCCUGACCCUCAGCGCCAUCGGGCCCACAGCCCCUCGCCGGGCCUCGGGCCUCCGCCGCCGGCCUCCCCGCCGGCCUGCUCGGGGCUGCGCUUCGGCCUGGUGCCGUCGGAGCUGCACGCGCGGCUGCUGGACCCGCAGGACUACCGCGGGCGCGUGGGCGCCAUGGCGCAGCUGAAGCGGGCGCUGUGGGAGGCGCCGGGCGCGGCGCUGCCGGCGCUGCCGCCGCCCUGCCUGCUGGGCCUGCUGGCGCUGCUGCGCGCGCUGCUGGGCGACUCCAACUUCAAGGUGGCGCUGGGCGCGCUGGAGGCGCUGCGCCUGCUGGCCGCCCGCCUGGGCCCCGCCGCCGCGGGCCGCGCGCGCCUGGAGCCGCUGGUGGCGGCGGGCGCGCAGGUGCUGGGCGACGCCAAGCUGGCCGUGCGCCUGGAGUACCACCAGCUCUUCCUGGGCCUGAUGCGCGCGGCCGGGCCGCAGCCCGUGCUGGACCUGCUGCUGCGGCCCGAGCGCCUGCGGCACCGCAACGCGCGCGUGCGCGAGGCCGCGCUGGCCCUGGGCAUCGCCGCGCUGCUCACCUUCCCGCGCGAGGACUUCGACCUGCCCCGCCUGGCCGCGGCCCUGGCGCCGGCCCUGGCCGACGGCAAGCGCCGCGUGCGCCACGCCGCCCUGGAGGCCUGCGCCGUGCUGGCCGCGGCCCUGGGCCCCGGGCGCGCCGGGCUGCUCUUCCGCGCCGUGGACGCCGUGGAGCUGCAGGACGGCGGGCAGGGCGCCCUGGGCGCCGUGCAGGCGCGCCUGGCCAGGAAGACGCUGCCCCGCAUCACCGAGCAGUGGUUCGUGGAGUACGCCGUGCCCCUGCCCGGGCCGGACCACUGGCCCCGCGGCGCGGACACGGACUGGCUGCUGGAGGGCAACCGCGUCCGCAGCGCCCGCAGCUGCUCCGGGGAGCCCGCCGGGGCCUUCGCCCCGCUCGCCGGGCAAGGGGUGUGCCCGCGGCGGGUGCUGAGCGCUGGCAAAGGGAAGCUGCCCUGGGAGAGCGAGCCCGCCGGGAGCCAGGCAGCCCGCUUGGCAAAGGGCGGCGGACCGCUCUCGACAUCAAAUGAUUUCCUUCACUCUCCAAAACUAAGGCCUUCUCAAGGUGUGAUGCCCUCUCAUCAGCCCCAUAUCUCGGGCAAAUGUGGGCUGCUUGGUUUUUCUCACGCUCGUGGAAAGAGCGGCAGCGUGGAUUCUGAUCUACAGUUCCUUGGACUGAGUAACCCCUGGCAAGAUAAAGUGUGUGCCAGCCUCAAUUUCACCAACAAGCCCCAGCGGACGUUUUGCAGCCCCCCUGAACACGGCCCGCCUCUCCUGGGCUCCCAUGGCAGCCAAGGAGCCUUCAUCCUUCCAUCCUACCCAUUCUCGUCACCCAGGCACAGUCCAAAGCGCACCUCCCCUCCUGCAGAUUCGCUCAGGAAGGCACAAGACCAUGCUGUCAACUUCUCUAAUUCCUGGCCUCUUAAGAGCUUCGAGGGGCUUCCAAAACCGACUCAACCGAAGAAGUUUUCCAGCCCAGUGGCAGGAGAGGAUGCAGAGGCAAAGCCCCAGGACACCCCUUCCCCAAUUCAGCUGAAACCUGCCUUUGUGAGAUCCCCAGCUUCACGGAGAGGCCUGAGCGGGACAAAACCAGUGCCUCCCAUUCCCCGGGGCAUCAGUCCCUUGCCUGAUAAAGCAGAAGUCAGCACAGUAGGUCACAAGGAUGGGGAACCAGAAGACAUCUGGCUGAAUGAAAGGGAUAAGAAACUGGCAAUUGAUCUUUCGGAGUUAAACGUCAGCGAAAAGGAGCUGGAUGAGGAAGAGAUGCACAGUUCUCUUCGGUCUCUACGUAACAGCGCGGCUAAGAAGAGGGCGAAGCUAAACGGCAGCAAUUCUGAUCUCGAAAGCCCAGACUCCAUGCUGAAACUGGAACUGACCUCAGAGUCUCCUUCCUGCUUGUCCUCCCCGAGCACCAGUUCCUACAGCGAAAGUGGCGUUUAUAGCCAAGAGUCUGUAACAUCCCCGCUCUCUGCAGCCCCUCAAGGAAUAAGAACAAUGUCAGACAUCUUCCCUCUCCUUGGAGGCAACUCCCAGCCGACGAAGCUCUCGCCGCCGCCACGAAAUCGAGGUCUUCUCAUCGUGGAACAGAGUCCCAGCACAGGGCUAAUGUUCCAUGAAAAAGCAGCUUCCAGCGUGAGCAUUAGUGGCCAGCGGCUCAGCUAUGGAAAUGGAUCUGGAGAUUACGAAGAUGACAGACGGAAAGUAAUAUCGCCUGCUGUCCUUAAAGGGCAGGGCAAAGAGCACCAAAGGCAUUGUAAAUCCACAAAAGGAUUUACAGGGCCCACUUCAGGUUUACAGCAGCUGACUAGUCUAGACUUCAAUUCACCGAGUGCCUUGCCAGAAGACUCUGUAGUUAUUGUUGGAAAAGGAGUGUUUGGAAGCCCACCUUCAGCCCCACUAACUUACGGCCAGUCCAUAAUAUUCUCCAUGGAGAAUGGAGACGCACCUUCCUUCAAGCAAAGGAUGGAGCCCCUUUCCGGGAUCUACGGGAGAGCCGUCCAACAGCAGAGUUCUGGACCUUACCUUGAUAUAGAAAACGAAAGAGAUGUGAAAGUUGCCUUAUCCAAAUCUGCCCGGGAAAAGAUGAGACAGAAGAAGAAAGAAGAAAAAGAACACCAGGAAGUUAGAGACCUUGAAAAAAAGGAAGCAAACCCUUGGGAACUGCUGAAAUCCAAUGACGCAGAGAAGACGGCAGCAGAAAGCAGAAGUGCUGCUUUCAGUCCUCUGCUGAAGAGAACAUCGAGUGUAAAAAGGACACAGCCUUCGGUCUUGCUAGAAUCAGGUUCACGAAUGCAGUUCAAGGAUCGGACGUUGUCUGUCAUGCACAGUCCGGAGAUCAUGGAAGCGUCAGAAUUGAGACCCUUCCCUAAACCGGAAAUUGCUCUUUUGGAAGCAUUGCAGUAUCUUGCUGAUAACGACUGGGAGAAGAAAAUUGAAGGCCUGAACUCGAUCAGGUGCCUUUCUGCUUACCAUCCGGACGUGCUGACUGCAAAGCUGCACGAAACCAGCCUGGCUGUUAUUCAGGAGGUAAAGAACUUACGUUCUGUUGUCUCCCGAGCUGCAGUGGUCUGUUUAGGGGACUUGUUCAACUACCUGAAAAAGAGCAUGGAUCAAGAACUCGAUAAUACAGUGAAGGUCCUUUUGCACAAGGCCGGCGAAUCAAACACCUUCAUUCGGGAGGAUGUUGACAAAGCCUUGAAGGCGAUGGUGAACAAUGCAACGCCGGCACGCGCUCUGUCUUCUCUGAUAAGUGGAGGCCAAAGCCACUUGAACACAGCAGUGAGAAGAUGCACAGCCCAGCACUUAUCGGACGUUGUGGAGCACAUGGGACCUGGGCGUAUAUUGUCAGGCAUUAAAGACGUGACUGACAAGGUUUUGUCUGCUGUAGCCAAAUUUGUCCAAGAUGGGUCACAAGAAACAAGGUACUAUGGCCGAAAGAUGCUCUUCACUUUGAUGACACACGCAGACUUCGAUAAAAUGCUUGAAAAAUAUGUGCUGCCAAAGGACCUGCCUUACAUCAAAGAGACUGUCAGCAGCCUGCGACAGAAGGGGCUGGGAGAGAUGCCAAUAGUCACCCCCUCGGCCAAAGGACGGCGUUCUCACGCUAGCAACGUGGACAGCUCAAGAUCAGCCUCCUUGCCGCGAGAAGCACUCAGUGCGAGUGACAGAGAGAUUAGAGAAGCACAUGAAAUGUCCAGGAAAUUAGUUCCUCGCAACGCCUUGGAAAGUGCAGAAUAUGUGAAAGUCAUAACAACUUUGCUGAAUGCAAAAGACUUCCGAGAUCGUAUUAAUGGAAUUAAACAACUGUUGGCAGACACAGAGAGCAACCAAGACCUUGUUGUUGCAAACAUUGUGAAGAUCUUUGAUGCCUUCAAGUCUCGCUUACAUGACUCCAACAGCAAAGUCAACCAGGUUGCCCUGGAGACCAUGCACCGGUUGAUUCCUCUGCUGAAGGAGAAGCUUUCCCCUGUCAUCAAUAUGCUGAUUCCUGCCUUGGUGGACAAUAACCUGAACUCCAAGAAUCCUGGCAUCUAUGCUGCUGCCACCAAUGUCAUCCAAGCUCUUUGUCAACACUUAGACAAUUAUCUGCUUCUCCAGCCUUUCUGCACAAAAGCACAGUUUCUGAAUGGGAAAGCCAAACAAGACAUUACUGAAAAACUUGCCGAACUCAUUGUUGACUUGUAUCCCCGGAAGCCUCAUGCCGUGGAACAGAAAGUCCUCGUCGUUUUGUGGCACCUGUUGGGUAACAUGACGAACAGCGGCUCCUUGCCUGGAGCUGGUGGAAAUAUUCGGACAGCCACCGCUAAAUUGUCAAAAGCACUUUUUGCACAAAUGGGUCAGAACCUGCUGAUCCAAGCUGCAUCCCAGCCCCCACACAUCAAAAGAACUCUGGAGGAAUUCCUUGACCAAGCUACCUGAAGCAGACACAUAAACUGAUACUAUGGUUUUUGCAGGUUACUGAAUGACUGACAACAAAUUGUUUUAUAUGGGCUUGCGUGGAUCCUUCUCAAGAUGUGUUACUUCACCGUGCCUGCACUUUUCAUGCAGAAGCGAACGUGGAGUGACUGCUUUUAAUGACCAACCCAUCAAGGACUUAGUUUUUCCAGUAUAAGUCCUAGGCUGCAACCAAAACCAGUAUGACAUUUGGGAACACCGUAUCUUCCUCUCUCUCUCUCUGCCCUGGUGCUGUUCCAAGAUUUUGUAGAACUGGGAUUGGCCAUCUAUGAAAGCAAAGUCAACUCUGCUCAUUUGCACUCUUCUUUUGACUCUGUGGCACAGUGCCCUGCGUGUACUAACAAAGGUGACCUUUUGAAAUAGGAAUAGUUUUAAUCAUAAAAUCAUGUUAUAACAUGUCUUCUCAUGUAGCCUUAAGAGGAAAAAUAAUCUUUGAGAGACAUAUAUGAAGAACAGGGUUCUGUGUGAUGUUUGUGGAAAAAAUGUAUUUUUAAAAUCAGUCCCACUCAUGAUUGUGCAGUGUUAGCUUGCUUUUGCUGCUGUUGAUGUAUUACAUCUGCACAAUGUUGUAAAACUUUUAACAGGUUAUAAUGAAGCAUGUUGACCAAAAUUUAUAGAAAAUGAAUAAUUUUUACAGAUUUUGAACAACACAUGUCUUAAAACAAAUGUCACGUGUUGACUGUAGCUUCCAUAUUUUAGUGUGAAAAAUAUUACUGAAUUUUAUCUGUCCAAAAUUUAUAAAGGUGUUAACUUUUCUGCCCUGCUGUGCAACCCUCAGCGAUAUAGUGCCAGUUCUUCUUCUGCUCUCAAAAUUUGACAUCUACAAGUACUGUAUUCAUUUGAAAGAAAAAUGUUAUAAAAAUAAAUGGAUUUAUUUCUAUAUAAAAAAAA
Molecule: messenger RNA, 5496 nt
Organism: Elgaria multicarinata webbii
Lineage: Eukaryota; Metazoa; Chordata; Lepidosauria; Squamata; Anguidae
Gene: TOGARAM1
Product: TOG array regulator of axonemal microtubules 1
Exons: 22
Coding region: 1-4569 (1522 amino acids)
Biological process (GO): microtubule cytoskeleton organization
Cellular component (GO): cytoplasmic microtubule; cilium
Molecular function (GO): microtubule binding
Source: RefSeq, a predicted model, not a curated record